Molecule: messenger RNA, 2799 nt
Organism: Salarias fasciatus (jewelled blenny)
Lineage: Eukaryota; Metazoa; Chordata; Actinopteri; Blenniiformes; Blenniidae
Gene: vwa1
Product: von Willebrand factor A domain containing 1
Exons: 6
Coding region: 309-1856 (515 amino acids)
Molecular function (GO): protein binding
Source: RefSeq, a predicted model, not a curated record
GCGAGCUACGCGCACUGACGGGGCACGUUCCAACUUUACGCACAGCGAAGUUUGCGCCUCCAGUUUAACUUUAACCUCCGCGGACUGACUCCAUUUACCGGGUGAGGGACCAUGCUCAGCGGAGGCGGAAGAUAAGGCUGCCUGGAUGUGACUCAUUUAAAGUCAUGCUUCCUCUGGCUGUGGUUCACUGAGCGGGAGUGCGCUCCGCACGGCUCCGCACGGCUCCGCACGACUCCGCGCGGCUCUGCUGGAUAUAUGGUGAACUCCUCCGUCUGUGAUAUAGCUUGAUAAGAUCUGAUUCCCCUCUGAUGGAGAUGUUUCUGACAUGGAUGCUGCUGGGUUUGCUCCUGCGGACCGGGACGACCCAGAACACCGCACCUGAGGGAGUGUUGAACUGCUGCGAGGGCGACGUCCUCUUCUUACUGGACUCGUCAGGAAGCGUGUCGACCUACGAGCACUCUCGCAUGCGCACCUUUCUGUCUGAGCUGCUGCUUCCCUUUUCCCUGGGAGAGGACCAGGUGAAGGUGGGACUCCUUCAGGUGGGCACACGGCCACGCCUGGAGUUCGGCUUCAAUGAGCACAGCUCUCAGAGUACCCUGCAGAGGGCUCUGAGCGACAUCGAGCCCCUCAAGGGUGACACCAACACCGUGGAGGCCCUGAAAAUGGCGAGGGAGCGGGUGCUGAUACCCGGCGGGCCGGACGGGUCGAGGGCGGGGCUCCCAAGAGUGCUGGUGUGGCUGACGGACGGGGUGAAACCAGGCGACGUGAUCGAACCGAUGACCGAGCUGAGGGAGCAGGGCGUGGCGGUGCUGGUGGUCUCCACCGGCCACAGCAACUACCAGGUGUUGAGGCAGGUGGUGAGCCCGCCUGUAGAAGACCACCUGUACUUUGUGGACAUCGACGACAUGAGCAUCAUCGCGGACGACCUGCGAGACGCCAUCAUUGAGAUUAUCAGAGCCGGGCGAAUUCAAGUCCGAGACGUCUCCACCAACUCAGCCACGCUGCAGUGGCGGCCCGUUCUGUCCGGUCUGAACGGCUACUACGAGAUUCGCUUCAGUCCGGUCCUGACAGGCGGAGGAGGAGGGGGUGUGGGUGGGCCCGGGACCAGUCCGAGCACCGGGGGGAGUCAGUACCAGAGAGUGACCCGGCCGGCAGACUCCAACACUGUCAGAUUAACCGGCCUGAAGCCUGACACCACCUACACUGCCACCCUGACCCCGGAGUCCAAUGAUCAGGCAUUUAACACGCUCUCCGUCUCCUUCACCACAAAGCCAGAGGUGCAGAGUCCGGCCGUGGUAACAGUCUCUGACUCGGGGCCGACCAGCGUCCGGGUGAGCUGGGGUCCUCUGCAGCCCGAGACGGUCCCAAGUUACUACGUUGAAUAUUCUGCCCUGCCCAGAGGCAAGCUCCAUGCCAUCACAGUGGGAGGGGCCCAGAACUCUACUCUGCUCAGAGACCUUCAGCCCGACACCACGUACCUGGUCACCGUGAGUGCCCGACACGUCUCUGGGAAGGAGAGGGCCAUGUCGGUGAAGGCGUGCACUCAAGAAGUGACUCCAGCCCUGGCGGACCUCCAGCUGACCACAGUGGGCAGUGACUCGGUGCAGGUGGACUGGAAAGGCAGCGUUUCUGGUCUGAGGGGCUACUGGCUCACCUGGGAGGGACAGGAAAACUCCGUGGUUGGCCAGCGCUCCUCCCUGUACCUGCCUCCCGACUCUCUAUCAACUCGCCUCACGCACCUCCCCCCUUUAACAAGGGUGUGUGUGUCGCCUAUUUACCGGACGGCGCGUGGAGAGGGGCUGUGCUGCACCACGCAGUUUAACACAGACGCCUUUGCUUAUGGCUACCAGUCAUAGCACCCCAGAACUGCAAGUUGCACCUUACCAAACAUGGAGGGACGACGGCGAGAAGAAUGCUGACUUCCAGUCGUAACUCUUUCCCGAGCCUCUUUCCUCUGCCUCUGUGGACGUCUUCCAGGAGGGAGGUGUGUGGUUGCUGACGACUCGUGUGGAAUCCACAGACAGUGAGGAGCGGUCUGGGACAAGACCGGCCACAUGUUGACUGCCACAAUCCACAACACAGAGGACUCUGUGCUUCUCUGCUUUUCUGUUUUUUUUUUUUUUUUUUUUUUUUUUUUUACCAUCUCAUCUGGGUUACACCUGUAGAAAAUGUGUAACAUUUCAUUUCAAAGCUUUUUUUAAGUUCUGUCGUGCAAAAUACAGAGCGAGGCAUGCUGGGAAUGUUUGAUCUGGAUUGUUUUGGAGAGCGGUUCAUACACCAUGUGUUAGCCAUGUGCAAGAAGGAGCAUCUGAUUUGAUGGUGAACACAUUUGAUUUGUACUGAAGUGACUUCUCUUUCAGCAUGUUUGACAACUUUGAUUACUUGUUUUGUGAGUAUCAUUACAAUGUGUUCUUUGAUAAGAGAGCCUUCAAGAUUGUGUUGAAUUUACAUAGAAAUUACAGACAGACCAAUCACAUGCCAUGAAACUGGAGACAUACUGUAUAUAAUACAGAUUUGUGCGUAACUGAAGGGGGUCUUUAUACUGUUGUCUGGACACAAAGCUUUUAUUCAUAUUUAUAAGUGAAGAUGUGUAUGUAUGAUAAUUAAUCUCCUGGAGUAUUUACAGACCUGCUGUUUACAUCUUUUAUGACUGUUACCUUUUUGCUGCCCCCUACUGAAAGAAUCCUCGCUGGUCGGCUUAUAGCACACUUGACUGUGCGCUGUGUAAACUUACUGUUUCAUGUUUGUUAAUGACCACUGAAAUUUAACACAAGCUUUCAAUAAACUACUUUAACAAUC